AUGGCGGCGCAAACAACGCGACCAAGGCCCAGAAAUUACCUCUACGUGGAGGAAGAGGACGAAUUCUCAAAGAGAAUUGAGAUUAGAAAGGAGGAUGUGCACAGGAUUUUGCGUAGCAUCGAAGGCCGGACACAUCCGCGUGAACCUGUUCGGAUUGCUCAAAAGGUGAGAUUUUUUUGUUGUUUUCUGUUUUUAGAUGAGAAGUUUUGAAUUAUCAGUUAGCAGAGGAUGUGCUUUAGACGAAUAUCGCCGAAAAUGCCGAAAUUUAUCCUGUUUUUAUGAGGAAACAGCUAAAGUUAGGUUGGGUUUACCUAAAAAAUGUUUAAAAUUUGGGUUUCCCCGAAUUUUGAUAGUCUUUGCGUUUUAUUCGUGUUAUUGUUGAUGUUUUCAGUUGUCCGGCCGGAUUUAUCGGUUUGCUGUGAACCAUUUUAGUCGGUUGCUGAGUGGAAAGAAGCCAGCGACUCCUCCAGAGCCAACUCAACGAUUGAAAAAGCCGCCAAAGUUUUCGAAGCUCGAUCGUUACGUCAGCAUUCAUAAUGCCACCUUCUACGAUGUUGCGUUUGUCAACGGCGAGGAGUUUCCUUCAAGAGUUCGCGAAUUGCUCAGUCAACCUCCUCCACCGCUUCCAAGGCAAAUAAGACAUGGCUGGGGGUUGUCGUUUUCUUCCUGGAAUAUGUUUCAUGAUGUAAGUUGCACGGUUUUUUUUGGGGAUUUGGUCGGAGACUUGAUUAUAUUGCGCGUGACGUCAUUUUUUGUAUUUAUUAUCCGUACAGAGUUGUGUUACGGAGUUGGACGAUUGCGGAAACCGAAAAUUAUUAUUUUUCUUCGAUGCAAGUGUGAAAUUAGGAUAAUCGAGGGUGGUGAUUUCGAAAAUGACAUUAAUUUUUUUUAUCUUUACCUUUUUCCUUAAGUAGUACUGUAAAGUAGUAUUUUUUUCAUAAAUACUCGAUUUAGGGGUUUUCGAUGGUGCUGAUUUCGUAAAUCUUAUUCAUUUUUUCUGAUUUGAAAGCAGCACCACCGUAAAACCCCCAAAUCGAGUAUUCGUGAAAAAAAAUUCAAAAAAUUACUACUUUACAGUACUAUUUAAAGAAAACAGUAAAGAUCAAAAAAAUGAAUGUCAUUUUCGAAAUCCCCACCCUCGAUUAUCCUAAUUUCACAUUUGCGUCGAAGAAAAAUAAUACUUUUCGGUUUCCCCAAUCGUCCCAGUUCCGUUGUAUUAUCUAUGGCAAGAUUUAUUUUUUCAGUCAGAAGAAAUGGAUGAAUUGACGAUUGGUCGACUUCCUGUUGCGCAAUCGACUGAUUUAGCUCGAGGCAACCUCGGAUACAUCAACGGACUUCGAAUUUGGGAGGUAAAAUGGCCUGUGAAUCAACGAGGAACUCAUGCUGUGAUCGGAGUCUGCACAUCUGCUCAGGAUAGACAAUCUCCAGGUUAUGUAGAACUCCUUGGACAUGGUGCGGAGGGCUGGGGAUGGGAUAUUGGUAAGUGUUUAGAUGUUUUUUUUUGUUUUGAUUUAGUGCUUGGAUGUUUUUGAGGAUGAUAUCGAUGUUACGAUUCUAGUGAACAACAGAUGCAUCCACAAUCAAAAAGAAUACCCGCCAUGGUCCUAUCCGAGAGCAGAGAUUAGAAAAAAUGGAUUCAAAGUGCCGGAAACCUUCUAUAUGAUCCUUGAUCUGGACGAUAAAACCCUGGCGUUCUGUACGGAUGACACAUAUUUCGGAAUAGCUUAUUGCCAUCUCAAGGGCCAUCCUAGAGUGUUGCAUCCGGCAGCAUCAGCCGUAUGGGGAAUGUGCAAGAUCACGUUGAAGUACCGAGGAUGUCUUCGUAAGUCCAGAAUAAUGUUAUUUUUGCUUGAAGUUUAGAAAUCAUAAGAGAAAAUGACUUACAGACAAACCUCAUGACCUCCAGAACCUCUGUCGUCGCAAACUACGCCGUCAACUGGGCCCUUACACCUUCAAUGAACGCCUCCCUUAUCUUCUACUACCUCCAAGAAUAAACGCCUACCUCAACUAUAAAUAUAUCCCGAACUACGCCUUCCUCAACAUCGACAAUCCCAGAUUGCGCGCAAAGGCCAUGAAAGCCGCUAAAAUCAUGGGAAUCGAACCGAAAAAGGAACAACCUCCUCGAGAAACAGAGAUUGCCAAAGUUAUUCAAUAG
Molecule: messenger RNA, 2155 nt
Organism: Bursaphelenchus xylophilus (pine wood nematode)
Lineage: Eukaryota; Metazoa; Nematoda; Chromadorea; Rhabditida; Aphelenchoididae
Source: the annotation of a GenBank genome assembly